AUGAAAGCCAACGACAAGCACUGUGAGCGGCUGAAGGACAACGUCAGGUUUCUAGAGAUACAGGAUAUGAGAGAGGAACACUUGAGGAAGACUUCGGUUAGAGAUGCCCUGAAGAAUCUGGAGAAGAUCCUGAAGGAUGCUGAGGAGCUGGUGAAGAAACGAGAAAACAUGUGCAGGCUAAAACAGCGAAAGCCAACAGCCUGGCAGAAUAGUUUAACGACAAAAGCAUCCGACUACGUGAUGCGACCCGUCACCUUUCCCUCGCACUACAUCUGCAGAUCCUCAGCCAAGUGUCCACACGUAGAGGCGCAGGUUACAAGUCCACCCCUGAGGAUCGUCCUGGUUGGGAUAACUGGAGCAGGGAAGAGUGCCACAGGAAACACCAUCCUGGGGAGAGAAGCAUUUGAGUCCACACCAUCAUGCCAGACUGUCACAAAUAGAUAUGAACAAGCAUCAACCACAAGCCCACGUGAAAUACAGGUGGUUGAUACUCCUGGUGUAUUACACACAGAGAGAGAUCCAACUGAAGUUAAAGAGGAGAUCCUUCCGUGCAUUCAACUCUCUGCCCCAGGCCCCCAUGCCUUCCUGCUGGUCAUUACAGUAGGUCGCUUCACUGACGAGGAGCGGAGAGCAGUCACGGACCUCCAGGAGAUCUUUGGGGAGAAGGCCAAAGACUACAUCAUCGUCCUCUUCACCGGUGUAGAUUUCCUUGGUAUGUCGAUAAGAAAGUUUGUGGAGGAACAGGACCCUAGACUAAAAGAGUUGAUCAGGAGCUGUGGAGGGAGAUAUCAUGGGUUUGAAAACAAGAGCAGAGACAGGACUCAGGUAGAUGAGCUGCUGAGGAAAAUAGAUGAGAUGGUGGCAGCUAACGGGGGACAGCACUAUGUAUACUAG
This is a messenger RNA of Engraulis encrasicolus (European anchovy), 894 nucleotides long. Its product is annotated as GTPase IMAP family member 7-like. Lineage: Eukaryota; Metazoa; Chordata; Actinopteri; Clupeiformes; Engraulidae. The transcript is spliced from 3 exons. The coding region runs from base 1 to 894 and encodes 297 amino acids. Gene Ontology annotation, molecular function: GTP binding. The record is from RefSeq and is a predicted model, not a curated record.